AUGGUGCCGGCUAGGCCUAAAACUGCAUCUUCCUUUCUUUUACUCUUGCAAAUUUGUCAAUUACAACCACUUCACAUCGAGGUCAACAAAAAAAAACUGUCGCUGUUGCUUCUGCAUUCUUUUUUUUUAAUUCUUUCUUUCAUCCGUUCUUCUUUCUGUCUCUGUUUUAAUUCAAUUUUCUUUCUUUCCUUCUUCCCUUCUUUCAUCUCCCUUCUUUCAACCAUAAUUCUAUCGCUUCUUUUUCUUUCUUUCCAACAUCCGUUCCCCCCCUUCCUUCAUUUUUCCUUCUUCAUAUCAUCCUUUUUUCUUUCAUUGUUUCCUUCAUCCAAUUUCUUUUUCAAUUUGUUUUAUUUUUCUGUCUUUCCUUCACCCUUCUUUUUAUCCACCUUCCUUUCGUUCAUUCUUGUUUCAUUCUUUUCUUUAUUUUUCCGUCUUUCUUUCAUCCUUUUUUUCAGUCUUUUUUCAUUCCUUAUUUAUCUAUUGUUUCAUUCAUCCAUGUUUUUCAUUUUUCUUAAAUCACUUCAUUUUCAUUCUUUUUAUCAUCCUUUCCACUUUUUAUCUUUCUUUCAUCCUUUUUUCUUAUAUUCUUUCCUUCACCAAUUUUCCCGAUUUUCCUUCAUUCUUUCUUUUUCAAUGUUUAUUUUAUCCUAA
Molecule: messenger RNA, 651 nt
Organism: Acanthosepion pharaonis
Lineage: Eukaryota; Metazoa; Mollusca; Cephalopoda; Sepiida; Sepiidae
Source: the annotation of a GenBank genome assembly